This is a messenger RNA of Rana temporaria (common frog), 5639 nucleotides long. RefSeq names its product SUN domain containing ossification factor (gene SUCO). The transcript has 24 exons. The record is from RefSeq and is a predicted model, not a curated record. Gene Ontology annotation, biological process: regulation of bone remodeling; protein folding in endoplasmic reticulum. Gene Ontology annotation, cellular component: cytoplasm; membrane. Bases 309 to 4001 code for a protein of 1230 amino acids. Lineage: Eukaryota; Metazoa; Chordata; Amphibia; Anura; Ranidae.
CACAAGCUCUGUUGUCGCGAAGGCUCAUUUGGCGCCGCCCACGUUGGAGACAACGAACCAAUAGGCUGAGAGGAGGAGGACAUGCACAUUGGUUCCUGGUUGGCCAGCGCUGAGCCGAAUGACGCGUCUCCUUCCACCUCAGCUGGACUUGUAGUUGGAGGCGCUCGCUGGGUAACGGCCUCGGUGGAGGAGUGUUUGUUUGCCGGAGGGCUGAUAGGGGGGAUCCUUCCGCUGUACGGCGGCCUGAGCUCGUUUUUCCUCACAGCCCCGGAGAUGCCGGCGAGAAUGCCAGGAGGUGCCGGGGAAAGAUGACGAAGCGGCUGGUUCUGAUAGGCUGCCUCCUCCUGGUCUGCUUCUUAUGGUUACCACCUGGCCAUGUGUUCUGCAACGAAGACACUGUCCUUCCUUCAACCCAAUCUGCACACAAUGAGCAUUCUGUAAAUGAAGAUGAGCAUGUGAAGAAAGAGGAGGAUAAGGAACAGCCAAAGACUUCAGAAAUAGUAGAUUCUCUAUCAUCGGGGCAAGUGGGAGAAGAUCUGCUAUUGGAAGACUGCACAAAAGAUGAAAAGGACAAGAAAAUAGAACCGGAAUUAAACGUACCUCUGGACAAUAUUGACAUUAAAGAUGUGGAAAAAGCAGCUGUGAACCUGCCUACCAGUGUUGAAAACAUUUCCAGUUCAUCUACCUCAGAGAUCCCUCUGGUUCCACUGCAUGAUGCAAUAGAAGCGUCCAGCGCCGCUCUCCCUGUAGUCAGCUCUAGUGAACCUGAGCAGUCAGAACCUGACUGUGAUAUUGGGGGGGCCGUAGAGGUUGAGCCUCAGAGUGAGCCCUCCUUUAUCAAUCCAUCAGCAAGUUUUGUGACUGAACAUGUUGAGAACGUCUCAGUUUCACACAACAAACGAAAGGCGACAUCGUCGGACAUAGAAGCCGAAGUGCCAGCUCCUGAACCAGAAGCAGAGAAACCGAAAGUACACCUUAAUGCAUCUGAAGAGUUGGAGAAAGAGCUGACUGAUGACACAAAGGUGGCUGGAGGUGACCCGGUUGUUCCAGGGAACACAAAGGACCCUGUUGACAUUCCAACUUUUGAUGAGUGGAAGAAACAAGUCAUGGAAGUGGAGAAAGAAAAAAGCCAGUCUUCGCAUGCCUCAGUCAAUGGGGGGCAGCAUACAGUAAAGGUCCAAAAGAAUAGGAACAAUUAUGCAUCUGUGGAGUGUGGUGCAAAGAUACUAUCUGCCAACCCUGAGGCCAAGAGCACAUCUGCAAUACUUAUAGAAAAUAUGGACCUGUACAUGUUAAACCCAUGUAGCACAAAAAUUUGGUUUGUGAUUGAACUUUGUGAACCAAUCCAAGUAAAGCAGCUAGACAUUGCGAACUAUGAGCUCUUCUCUUCCACUCCAAGGGAUUUUCUGGUUUCCAUUAGUGACAGGUAUCCCACCAAUAAAUGGGUAAAACUAGGUACUUUCCAUGCACGAGAUGAAAGAACAGUACAGAGCUUUCCAUUGGAUGAGCAGAUGUAUGCUAAAUAUGUUAAGAUGUUCAUCAAAUACAUAAAGGUGGAACUGAUAUCACAUUUCGGAUCUGAACACUUUUGUCCAUUGAGUCUUAUAAGGGUAUUCGGUACCAGCAUGGUGGAGGAGUAUGAAGAAAUUGUGGACCCACAGUACCAUUCAGAGCGUCCAGAAAUCUAUGAUGAAGAUGAAGAUUAUCCGAUAGAUUAUACAUCAAGAGAUGACAAAGCUUCAAAAAACCUGCUUGGUUCUGCUACAAAUGCCAUUCUUAGCAUGGUGAAUAAUCUUGCUGCUAACAUGCUGGGUGCGAAUACUGAGGAAGCGAUCUCUGAAGGGAAAGUGUUGAAUCGAAGCACACCUAAAAAUGUUACUGCGGAGAUUGUGGAAGAAAACACACAGACCGCUGAACAAGCGACAUCUACAUCCGCUACGAUGGAAGAAACAGAAGGCAUUGCACCCCCUACAAUAUCUAUAUCUGAACCAGAAAUCCCUAAAGAAAACCCCAUUGUCCAGCUAGUGCAAGAGGAGGAAGAGGAACAGCCUAGUCAGUCAACUGUUACUCUCUUGGGUACCGAUGAUCAGGAGGAAGAAGAAAAAGAGUCUUGGUUUGAAUUUGAGACACAGAUUUAUUGUGGUGAACUAGCAACUAUCUGCUGUAUCUCCAGUUUUUCUGAAUAUAUUUAUAAGUGGUGUUCAGCUAUUGUGGCCAUUCACAGGCAGCGUAGUAAAACAUAUGAAUAUAAGCGCAGAGAGGAGAAUGAUUCUCAGUCUACGCAACAAACUUUGGCAGACCCGGCUGCUACUCUGGUCUCAACCGAACCAUCUGAGGCAGAAACGGUUGAAAAGGCCACAACAGAUUUUAUUUUGGUGACUCCAGGAGAUGUUUUACAAACUGAUGAUUUAAACUCGGACACCCUGGAGCCUAGUCACACUCAGUCCAUAUCUCAGUCGGUGGCUGGACAAGUGACCACAGACAAACUUUCAUCAGCCGCAUCCCUUUCAGAGGCAACUAAAACCAUACACAGUCCAAAUAUUAGUGAUCUUUCACCGGAAUCUGUACCGGAGCAAACGCAGGAGGUGAAAAUCAGCGAGACUUUGAUUUAUGCAGAGAAACCAACUGUAAACCUUGAGCCCAGCACUUUACCAGAUGGCAAUGACCGCUCGGUCAAAGAAACUGCCGAUUACUCCGACAUAAUUAAACCAACGGAAAGCCUGUCAGUUCAGGAAACCAUUCUAACUGUAGAGAGUGAUUUGGAAAUAAAAGAAAUGCCAAAACCUUCAGUGAGUCAGCCUGUUGAGAAUCCACCUACUGUAGACAAAAAAGAGGAUGAACAAGUUACGGAGGAUGUCUCUAUUAAUGGAAACUUGCACAGAAUUACUACUGAUUUCUAUGCUGAAUUACAGAAUGCCACAGAUCUGGGCUUUACAAAUGGAAAUCAAGUACAUGGUUCGAACCAGAAGGAAUCUGUCUUUAUGCGUCUCAAUAAUCGCAUUAAAGCUCUUGAAGUUAAUAUGUCCUUAAGCGGCCGCUAUCUGGAAGAACUGAGUCAGAGGUACCGGAAGCAAAUGGAAGAAAUGCAGAGAGCUUUUAACAAGACUAUCUUAAAGCUUCAGAAUAAUUCAAGAAUAGCAGAAGAACAGGAUCAAAGACAGACUGAGUCUAUACAACUUCUACAAGCUCAGCUCCUCAACAUGACCCUCUUAGUCUCUAAUCUGUCUGUCUCAGUCUCUGACCUAAAACAGGAGGUCUUUGAUCGGCAGACUUAUUUAAUAAUCUCCCUAGUGCUUUGCGUUGUUUUGGUAGCACUGCUUUGUUUACAACGGUGUCGAAACGCAUCACAGUUCAGUGAUGAUUACCUAUCAAAAAUACCCAAGAGCAAUAACUAUCCAAGUCCCAAACGAUGUUUUUCUUCAUACGAUGAUAUGAAUCUUAAGCGAAGAACCACAUUACCGUUGAUUCGUUCCCAGUCAUUUCAGCUUUCAAGUAAAGAAGUUGAUCCUGAAGAUUUAUAUAUUGUGGAACCACUGAAGUUUUCUCCAGAAAAAAAGAAAAAGCGUUGCAAAUGUAAAACUGAAAAGAUUGAGACAUUAAAGCCGAUGGAUCCAUUAAAAGCACUUCCCAAUGGGGACAUCAAGACAAGGAAACAAUUCACAAACCAGAGAGACUUCUCAAAUAUGGGGGAAGUGUAUCACUCAUCCUAUAAAGGGCCACCUUCUGAAGGCAGCUCAGAGACUUCUUCCCAGUCAGAAGAGUCCUAUUUCUGUGGCAUCACAGCCUGCUCUUCCCUUUGUAAUGGACAGCCUCAAAAGACUAAAACUGAAAAAAGAGCCAUCAAGCGCAGGCGCUCAAAACUUCAGGACCAAGGAAAGUUCCUUAAAACAUUAAUAAACGCAAAGUCCGGGUCCAUGCCUAGUCUACAUGACAUCAUCAAAACCAACAAAGACUUGACUGUGGGAACAUUUGGUGUUACAGCAGUUUCUGGUAAUCUAUAAUCGUAGGGAUUUUUUUUUUUUUUUUUUUUUACAUCUGACUUUUGUUCCUACAUAGAUCUAUCUUUCGGAGCAUAUGCACAACUUGGCAAGAUUGGGCUGGACUAAAAAUGUGAUUCAUCUUCAGCUCUGGACAUUUUUUGCAAGGAAAUGGAAACCAUUUUGUUUCUCCUUGAGAUCAUUUAGUAGGAUUAGUGUUUUAUUUUUUAUUUUUAUUUUUUUUGCAGUUUAAUUAUUAGGGGAAAGAACAUUUGAUACCCAAUUUUGAUGGGUGGAACUAAAGUUAACUUAUGCUCAGUUUCUCUAGCCCUUCCCUAAUUUCGUUCCCGUACUUGCACCUUUCCAUAUUUAUGUGCCUUCUGUCUAUUUAUAAUGCCACUGGAGUUUAAAGCAACAAGUGUGAAUGCAAGAGUUGGUUUUUAAGUAUCUGUAUUUUUUUAUUUGAAGUUUGCUGUUUCAGAGUUUAUCACUACAAUCUGUAAGGCAAUUUUCAUGGAGAGAAAAAAAGGUGCGAGAUUUUCAGGUGUGUCUUUUUUAUAAAUGGUCUGUGUAUGUUCUUGAUCAGUUGAUGGUGAGUUUCUUCUGCUGGAUUCCAUAAGCAAUGUACCGACUAAGUCAGUGAUCCUUGGGCAAAAUAUUGCAGCUUAGUGGUGUGACUGUGGGGUUGAUUUAAUAAAACUGGAGAGUGCAAAAUCUGCACGGUAGACAAUCGGCCUCUAACGUCGGCUUGGUCAAUUAAGCUUUGACAAAAAAAGGAAGCUGAUUGGUUUCUAUGUGCAGCUGCACCAGAUUUUGCGCUUUCCAGUUUUUGGCUGCAUUCACACUUGAACGUAGCGAUUUACUGGGUUUUUAUUUGAGUUUUUGAGCAUUUUUAGAAGUGUAUUACAAGCGUUUUUUAAGCGUAUUAAAAGUGUUUAACAGCUUCAGGCAUUUUUGUUUAGCCAAUUAAAAGCACUAGGGGGAGGAGAGGGAGAUAAAAUUAGGGGUUGAGUGCUGCUGUUUGAGCAGAAAACACAAAAAAAAAAAAAAAACGCUGCUAAAAUGCUCAAAUUAGGCGUUUCUAUUGAAAAAACACUUGUAUUUUUUUGAGCGACAGACAUUUUUGCUUUAAGUGAGAAAAUGCUCAGAUGCAAACAGGGACCAUUGAAAUAAAUGGGAUUUUGCUUGUUGAGCAUUUUAGAGCUGCAAGCUUAAAGCAGAAAAUCGCUCAGGUGUGAACAGGGCUUUAGUAAAUUUAACCCCUGUGUGUGUGUGUGUGUCUGAACUAGAAGAUGUAGACCACACACCACAUGUAUUUGUUGUCAAAGGUGCCUCCAAACUGACUUGGCAGUUAUAAUGUGAAGGUGUUCCAGCUGAAUAUACAGCCCUGACCAGUGUUAAACUUAAAGGCAGUGCCAUCGGUUGAACAUACAUUGCCAGUAACAAAUUCAUUUAAAUUAAAAAUGUGGUGGCAAUGAGAAAAAACAUUGUAUGAGCUUAUUGAAUGAAGCAGUAGGAGUGCAAUGACAGUAGUCGGGUAAAUCUGUUUUACUUCAUUUUUGUGAAAAAAAUUGAUUUGGCUACUGUGACAUUCUAAAUCUUCAUUGUUUGCUUAACAAUAAUGAUGGCCCCUUUCUUAAUAAACAAGUUCCUUAGAAGAUU